Messenger RNA from Triplophysa rosa, 4864 nucleotides. RefSeq names its product inactive tyrosine-protein kinase PRAG1. Gene Ontology annotation, biological process: protein phosphorylation. Bases 822 to 4172 code for a protein of 1116 amino acids. The transcript is spliced from 6 exons. The record is from RefSeq and is a predicted model, not a curated record. Gene Ontology annotation, molecular function: ATP binding; protein kinase activity. Lineage: Eukaryota; Metazoa; Chordata; Actinopteri; Cypriniformes; Nemacheilidae.
UAUGUAUUGAGCAGUCUUUAUAGAAAACCAUUCAACCACAUAAAGCCAUUUUAAUUUAGGAAAACAAUAUUUUGUUUUAAAAAAAACAUCCUUAUAAUAAAACACCAGUUUUACAGAGAUGUAUUCUAUCAACUUACCUGCGAAUGUGUUUGAGAAACCGUGAAAUGAUUGUCCAAUGUUUGGAACUAUAGAGCCCUCCAUGACACGAGUUACUUCCGCAUUCCAUUCACCCAACGGACGUCUAUGCGAGUGUCGCAACUCUGUUUUUCAACGGCUCUGGUGCUAAUCUGCUAGCCUCCAUGUGAACUAACAUACCUGUUAAUGCAGAGGUGGAUUGGUCUAAUGCAGCCUUACAAUUAUACAGGCCUCCGGGUGAGAAACUGCAUUUUAAUUAACUGCAAAGAGGUCAUCGAAGAAAAUGAUGAUGCUGGUGAUGCCACCUAUACAAGCAGCGACACCUGCUGAUCUAUCAUGGACUUUGUCUUCAGUGAAGAUGUUCCUCGUGAUUUUCCUCACGAUGGCGCCAUUGUGGAACUCAUUGCCAUGGAAACAGCGCGAGUGGGUCUGCCUCUGAACUUCAUGUGCACGCGGAGAGGAACGCCACAGCACGUCAGAAAUAUUGAAGUACUCAAUAAACAUAUUCUGCUUCAACUCGUCAUAUAAAAAGUUUUGCAAUGUUGCCGUGAAAGUCAUUUGAGACAUCAUGAAGACGAGCUUUCGCCAAACCCUCCCCUCUCUCAGGUCUCUGGUGGUGUUCUGAUGGAGCGAGUGUGACGCAGCGGUGGAGUCCAGACGGACGAGACGUCGGCUCGUGUGUUAAAAUGUCUGCGUGUGCAGAGUUCGCAGAGCACGUGUGGAAACCCGGAUCGUGUAAGAACUGCUUUCAUCCUCGCAGCGCUCACGGGCAGAGCGUGUGUGUCAGAAACAGUCUUCUGCUGGAGGACGAGGAUGGGUUGAGCUCUCCAUCGCCUUACAGUAAACCCACCAUCGCUGUCAGACCCACCAUGAUGAACGUGGACGUCGCCACAGAUAUCAACAUGAACAUGGAGCAGGCCGGUCAGAUGAGCGCUGUGGGACUGAAGAAAGCCGUGGAUUUGGCUCCUCUGUUCAUGGACAGUAACAGAUGCCACAGGACUCUGCUCAUACAAAACAACUCGAUCUCUGGAAUGAAGGAAUAUUCCAGCAAAUUCACAUCAAACCUCUCAGCUACAGGAUUCUCGAACGACUCUAUGAUCAUGAGUAGCAUGUUUAUGGGUGACGAAGACGGCGGUGUGAGAGAGAAGGGAGACCCCUGCAGACCGCAGGAGAAAGCGCACCACAGCACUUACGUGAACGGAGAUUCAUGUCUUCACGGCGUGACUCAAAGAAACCUGUCGACAGGUGAUCCAGGAGUUCGUCUCGGGACAGACGUGGGAACAGCAGCAGCGGUGAACAGACUCAACAGAACAUCUCAAGAGAGUUGUCCAGACUCGCGUCUGUCAGAUGGAAGCAGUAUAGAUUCAUUCACGAGUCCUCAGAACUCUCGGGAUGCAGCAAGCGCUCCACCGGACGGACUCGAGGAGAGCGAGCCAGUCUACGCCGAGAGCACCAAGAGAAAGCGUCGACCGACGGAAGAUGGAAAAUCCCAUCCGGAGGUCGGUGAAAAUCAAAGAGCAACUAUUACAGUCAUGGCCGCCCGUACGGAGGAAAACAACCUGACGUUUUACCUGAGGAGCCCGGAUUCUGCCGUCAGCACUCAAUGGACUCACUUCAGCCCUAAAGAUCCGUCCGUCCCGGCCUUCACUUGGCCAGACGCCUCCAGUCCCACCGCUUCAGCCCAACCAAAACCUCAGUCCAGUCCACCGGUGCCUCCUAAAACCAACACUCGCUCACCCCGACUCGGAGCCUCCAGUUUAACACCUUUACCUGAACUCAGCUUCCACGUGUCUCCAAAAGACAUCCCGCAGGGAGACGGAGCGUCGGAGCGCAUGACCCUGAGCCUCAGGAGUCUGGAGGGUCGUAUCGAUGAGGUGGAUGAAGAGCAUGAGCGGGAGGAGAGGACGGCCCGGAGAACAGAGUCUGACCUCAAUGAAUCUGCUGUGUGUGAGAGUCGGUGGAGAGAAUCGAGCGAGGGCAGAACGACGACAGGCACCAACAACAACAAAAGCUCCAGUCAGACGCACGAGCUCAGAGCCGUCUCAUCCUCGUCUCUUCUAGAAGUCAGCGCUGAGAGAACCGCCGGACCUGAACCUCCUCCACCUCCUCCAAAAAAACACCACCGGGUGUGUAAUCGUUUGAGUGUCAGUGGGAUGGACAUGGAGCGGAUCGGCCAGCACUGUUCAGUGGAGAAUCUGAGUCAGUCACUGCGAACUCUUCACUGCUGCACCACCAACACAUCUACAGACAGCCUGCACGCGCUCACAGACACCGACUCCACCCUUCGCUCUUGCCCCUCCCCUUUUCCCAGCAGCCCAUUGGCCUCCGCCCCAGCGUCACCGCAGCCUGACGGGUUUCCUAGCAACAGCCUCACGCAUCAGAUGCCUCCUCCGUUACCUCAGAAGAAGCUUGUGAACCGCACCGUCUCUGCUCCCAGCCAAUCGGGUGUCAAACCGCUGGUGCGGGCGAGGCCACGCCUCCCGUUCGGCGGCUCAGAAACUAACGUGAGUCACCCUGAUGCCGACGGCUGCCCGUCCAGCGCCCUGCGCUCGCCGGGCGAGUGUGUGGAGCGCCGGCCGCCCCUGCGCUCUCGGACCCUGGAUGACCCUCAGUUCAGAGGUCAGGGAGGGUUGGGGGGUCACAGUAGAGGGAGCAUCACGUCCAGCUCAUCUCCGCAGCUCAACACGCUGCUGGCGCCGGCCGUCCCCUCGAGUUCAGGCUCGACUCUGCAGCUUCAGACGCUGCUGAAUAACAUGGACAGCCGGGAGGGGAUCUACUCCAAACUGGGCGGUCUGUACGCUGAGUCACUGCGGCGUCUGGCUCUGAAGUGUGAGGAACAUUUCACCAGCAGUCAGAGAAACCCGCUGCGCUUCGACGAGAGCAACUGGUCCCUGUUUAAACUGACCUGUAACAAACCCAGCUGUCUGUCCAGAGACGCCGUCUAUUACUCGGCCUCCUGCGCAUCUGACGCUCGCAACACGUACGCUGUGAAGAUGUGUAAAGGCCAGACGUCAGACAGUAAACAGGCUCAUCUGUACGGUCUGUCGGUGCAGCAGAACAUUUCUCCUCACUUUAAUCUGCAGCAGGACUGCGGUCACUUCAUCGCCUGUGUGCCGCAGAGCAUGUUACCCAGCGAGGAGAGCGCGGCCGGAUCGCCGGGCCUGGUGGAGCAGGAGCGGGUGGUGGUGAUCACGCGGGAGGUUCCCCGUCAAAGCGCCGCAGAUUUCGUCAGAGAGUGGGAAAGUUUCCACCGAGCGCAGCCGGAGGUUUACGAGCGCCGCGUCUGUUUCUUGCUCUUGCAGUUGUGUACGGGACUGGAGCACGUCAAAUCUCACGGGGUCACUCACCGCGACCUCUGCCUGGAGAAUCUGCUCCUGGCGCAGCACCGGCGGUCAGACCCGCAGCAGCAGUGCCUGCCGCGUCUCCUCAUCAGCAACUUCGCUAAAGCCAAGCAGCGCAGCUCCGACGACGCCACGGUUUGCGCAGACCCUCGUCUCAAGCGAGACCACGCCCGUCUGGCGCCCGAGAUCGUCUCGGCCGCGCAGUACAGAAAAUUUGACGAGUUUCAGACGGGCAUUCUGAUAUACGAGCUGUUGCAUCAGCGGAACCCGUUCGAGGUGACGCCCGCGCUGAGACAGCAGGAGUACGGAUGCGGAGAUUUGCCGUCCAUCCCCGACGUGUCGAUUUACUCGGGUGGGCUUCAGAGACUGGCUCACCUGCUGCUGGAGCCCGACCCCGGCCGACGCAUCCACAUCCAGGACGCCAAACGUGUCCUGCAGGGUUUGUUGUGGGGUCCGCGGCGAGAUCUUCUGGAGCAGCCGUGGGUUUACGGCGGUGGCAGCGGACACGAGGGGCUGCUCAACUGGCUGGACGUGAAGCGAGCGCUGCUCAUGAUGAAAUUCGCAGAACGAUCUCUGGAACCCGAGCGGAACGCUGAGCUGGAGGACUGGCUGUGCUGUCAGUAUUUCUCAACGGCCAAUCCAAAAUCACUGUGUCAAACUGCUGAGCUGCUCUACGAUCUCAAGUUCUCACUCUGAACCCCAUCCAGUACAUGCGUGAUGUCUCUCUCUCAUCUCAACUCCUGAUGGAAUAACUCUGUUAGUUCAAUAAGUCUGCCGUGGAUUCAGAUGAGAAAAACAAGCCAGUUAUUUGCUGAAUUCAUUGAAGACUUUGAGAUUUUUCUGAUGAAGUCAAAACUCGUCAUGUGUGACUUGAUGUUUUUGUGUGUCAUUAACACGGACUGACGGAUUUUUUUUACAUUACACAGUUUGAUUUCAUCUGAUGUGUUUUUAUGGAUUUCUCCGUUUUUUUGCUCUCAUGAAGAAAAGUGCAGAUCAUAUUUAACAGCAACAUCUAAAAACAAAGCAACAGUUUUAAGACACCCAGGUCUAAUAGACAUGCACACUUUCCACAAAGAAAUCAAUUCAAUGAAAUGUAAUGGCACAAUUUGGGCAAUAAUUGUCUUCAUGUUCAUUAGAUGGCCAGGAUCAUUUCUGCUGUGUUUUGUGUUGAUUUUGGUGGUGAAUGUUGAUCUGGACUGUUUCAGUAUUCCAGUUUUAAUCUCUAUGUUUUAACGCUGUACUGAUAUGAGCACUGUGACGUCAUCUAAAGCUCUGAGCGGCUCUCACUCACUUCAUGUUGAUCUUCACUGAUACCUUUGGGUUUGUAAAACCAGCAGUGAAGAAUUUGUGUGUGUGAGCGUGUGUGUGUGUGUGUGCGUGUGUGCGUG